AUGUCACUGACGAGACUAUGCUGCAAGUGCAGCUUGCACUGGUACGUUCAGAUCACAGUAUUUUUUACCGUACUAAAGACUGGGCAGGACACGUUCGAGUUUGAAGACAUCCCCGAACAGGACACAGGUGCUAGUAAUCCACUAGAUGAGUUCGACCCCAACGAAUUUGAAGAAGAGCUGUCGCCGCUGGGUGAGCUACACCAGGGAGACAACGAGGAAGCAACCAACGAGGAGACUACAGGCCCAGGGGGAGCUGGGGAGACAAACGAUCAGGGGGAGUCGGGCAAUUCGGAUGAAAGACCACUCUCACCAGCGGUUGAAGAGCCUCCACCACCAGAGUCUACCACAAACUCCCGGACUCACGCAACAGCCAGCUAUACCCGCCAAGAGGUGGAUGCUAUCCACCAAGCCACCGUUGUUGAGGAUGUCAGACUAGCCCAACAAUAUAUCCACCUGCUCAAAAAUGCGUGUAUUGAUGAUGCUCAUCACCACCCCCUUUCUGCAACGGCUCGCGACAGACUUAGAAACCCACCUACCAGUCGCGUCAACCUCAAAGAAGAACAGGCUCUUCGCAUAUCACUUAGCUUUAUUCUGGGAAAUCCCACAGAUGCGCAGUAUGCGCGAGAGUGCCGGACGAUUGAGAAAGAGAUUGAAGGGCUCAAGUGCCUGAGCAAGGCCCAGGUAGAAGAUGAGCUGGCGAAGUUGACCGGAGUGGAGGCAAUGAGGUCGGAUAUGUGCCCUGGGACGUGCGUUGCUUUUACAGGCCCCCUUGAUGAGCUCGAAAAGUGCCCGAAGUGCGGAGAAGAAAGGUAUGAGCCACGUAAAUCUGUUAAAGACGCUCUAGUACCACGCCGCACCUUCAUCACAAUGCCGCUUGCAUUUCAGAUACAGGCUCUCUGGCGACAUGUUGACAGUGCCACUCGCAUGCGCUGGCGGGACACAAUAACUGAGCACAUCCGAAACCAGCUCAGGGACGGUGACAAGAGCGUUCUCGAUCAGUUUGAUGAUAUCACAAAAGGACACGACUAUCUUCGUGCAUUUGACGAGGGCAAGAUCCAAUCUGGCGAUACAGUCCUCAUGUUUUCAAUUGACGGAGCACAGCUCUACGCGUGCAAGCAGUCAGACUGCUGGAUUUAUAUUUGGGUCUUAUUCGACCAGUCCCCCGACCAUCGAUACAAGAAACAAUAUGUACUCCCAGGCGCUGUCAUUCCAGGCCCCAACAAACCAAAGAACCUCGACUCUUUCCUUUUCCCCGGUCUUUUUCACCUCGCAGCUGUGCAGAACGAGGGUCUUGUCAUCUUUGACGGCCUUGAGAAUCGACUUCGGACAACGUAUCUCUACUUAUUCGUGGUUGUAGCAGACGGGCCGGGAAUGGCCUUCAUCACAGGGCUUGUGGGCCAUCAUGGUAAAUAUGGAUGUCGCCUUUAUUGCGGUUUUCCGGGUCGACAUCCACCGCAAAAACCUCACUAUUACCCCGCUUUGAAGAAGCCCCGAGGAUACGAUGUCGAUGGGUGCAUGCACCCCAGUAUUCACGCAGAGGACCUUCCACGUGCUGGCUCGGGCAACUACCACGACAAUCUUGAACACGUAGCUGGCGCUUCUGACUUGACUUCAUACAGGAAUCUUCGACUCGAGACCGGCAUCGUAAAGCCCACUAUAUUCCUAGGACUCCCGCGUACACUUCCCAUCCCCAAACUCUUUGGGUCCGACAUCAUGCAUAUCGCUGCACUGAAUGUAGGCGAUCUCUUUAUUCCCUUAUGGCGCGGCAAGUUCACCCACCAUCGAACCGAUGAUCCGGACCAGUGGAAGUGGGCUGUGUUUGCAGAUAAGGAACUUUGGGACCAACAUGGUGACAUUGUUCGUCUUUUGGCAACUUUUCUGCCAGGGUCAUUUGACCGGCCACCUCGCGAUAUUGCCAAAAAACUCAAUAGUGGAUACAAGGCCUGGGAAUGGCUGUUGUAUCUCUAUGGCCUUGGACCGGCUCUUUACUUUGGUAUUUUACCCGAUCCAUACUACACCAAUUUCUGCCGCCUUGUACGCGGGAUCCGCUUACUUUCACAACAUUCUAUCAGCGCCGAACAAGUCCAAGAGGCAAGAACUCAGCUCAAUAGCUUUGCUGACGAGUUUGAGAAGAUAUAUGUUGAACGAUUACCUGAGCGACUGCAUUUCGUGCGGCCCUGGCUACACGCUGUCACCCACUUAGCCCGCGAGGUGGUACGCAAGGGACCUCCCUUGUGCGCCUCCCAGUGGACGAUGGAACGGACGAUCGGGGAUCUUGGUCGCGAAAUCCGAUCACACACUCACCCAUAUGCCAACCUCGCCAAUCGCGCUGUUCACCGUGCACGUGUGAACGCCAUCAAGGUGCUCUAUCCUGAGCUGGAUGCCGACAACGAGGACAGCCAAUCAAAUGACAAGUUACCUGCUGCAUCGCGUGAUGUUGGUGAUGGGUACAUCAUCUUAGCUCGCGUUGAGCGGUACCUGCGUCCGGUUGUACCACUGGAAACGCGCGCAAUUUCGUCUGCUCUCCGAGAGCAUGGCUUUAUUGUCCAGGGCAUACCCUCACUACAACGCCGUGCUCGUCUACGUCUACCAAACGGUCAAAUUGCUAGGUCUGCGUGGAAGGAAGCCACAAUGACCAAGGGUGUCCGACAAUCUCGGAACGUGAAGAUAAUGAUGCCACAUAGUACAGAGCCUUCGUACGCGGAGGUUCGCUACUAUUUCAUUGCAAAAAUCAACGAUGUCACCAUGGGCUUUGCCAUGGUAUCCUUAUACGGCCGUCCUGACGUUCAGCUUCGUGACAAGUCCCUCAACAACAUACAUGCAUGCCGAUACCACGGAGACACUGCCCUCCGUGUCAUCAAUGUCAAGACUAUUCAAUCUGUUGUCGCAAUGGUGCCUCAUAAAUUCCCCAAUCACAACGAGAUCCUCCACUUUGCGAUGGAGAAGCCUGGACUCGAUGUAGCCGUCUUUGGUGCCUUGGAGGACUUGAUCUCAUCGCAGUCUCUGCACACUGAUUCGAACUAG
Coniophora puteana RWD-64-598 SS2 is the source of this 3024-nucleotide messenger RNA. RefSeq lists its product as uncharacterized. The coding region runs from base 1 to 3024 and encodes 1007 amino acids. NCBI's taxonomy places the organism in Eukaryota, Fungi, Basidiomycota, Agaricomycetes, Boletales, Coniophoraceae. The record is from RefSeq and is a predicted model, not a curated record. The transcript has 3 exons.